Molecule: messenger RNA, 2352 nt
Organism: Guillardia theta CCMP2712
Lineage: Eukaryota; Cryptophyceae; Pyrenomonadales; Geminigeraceae
Exons: 2
Coding region: 1-2352 (783 amino acids)
Source: RefSeq, a predicted model, not a curated record
AUGCAAACGCACGGAAGCAUUCAGCUUGUUCCGGUGCAAGGGGAUGUCAGAGUCUUCUCGCGACUAACAGAUGCUCUGCAUUGCGCUGGUUCGGGCGAUACCGUCAAGAUUCAGCCCGGCAAGUACGUGUUGGAUGGACCUCUUGCCAUAACACAAAAGAAUCUCUCUAUUGAAGCCUCCGAGGCCAAUGUAUAUCCUCCUGCUGCCUCUGCAGAUCACCCAAGGCCCAUCCUCACAGUCGAGGCUAGUGGGGUGAAGAUUGUUGGGCUCCAUUUCUUUGGGUCAGACAGAAAGAGAAAGAAAGAUCCUCAAGGAGAGUUGAAUGUCUGCGUUGCUGUCUAUGAAGGAGACGCGCACUUUGAGUCAUGUAGCGUGUCGGAUUGGAAUGGGGCAGGCAUGCUCUUGACAGGAUCGAGUUGUCCGCACAUCUCAAAUUGUACAUUUCAUGGUUGUGUUGCUCCAGCAUUGGUUCUCAUUGGUCAAGUGAAUCCAACUGUUGUGAAAUGCUUGUUUCAAAACAACCAAAGCUACGACGUUGUUUGCAAAAACGAGGUACGAGGAUGUUUUGAGUCCAACAGAUUUUUGAAUUGCAAUCGGAACUCAAUCCUCGGUAAUCUUAUUUUCAAGUCUUCCUAUGCUAACAAAGCUGAAGGUAUGGACAAGAGCACAACUGUUUUCAAGGACAACCAUUUCGCCGCAAGUUUUCACAGCGCAUUUCUCAUUCAGGGGAACAGCACUUGUGUCAUCCAACAAAACUCAAUAGUGGGAAGUCAGCAACAUCAAAUCCAAGUUAUCCAGCAUUCAAACCCGAAAGUGCUCUCUAACAUGAUCAUCGGAGGCGAAGCAGGUGGAAUUUUUGUUCAGGACAACGCGUCUGGCUCUUUUGUGAGCAACACGAUCCAAGGAAAUCAAGCCUACGGAAUUUUUGUAAUGGGAAAGUCACAGUCAAUCUAUCUAAACAACAAAGUAUUGAAUAACCGCCUUGGUGGAGUUUUUAUCGGCGAUGCAAGCCAACCAACACUAGACUCCAACAGCGUACGCAACAACGGUCAUCACGGAGUUUUUAUCAGUGGUCAUAGUGCUCCUUUGCUGCAGGAAAAUUUCAUCCUUGAGAAUCAGCUCUUCGGUUGUCAGGCGGAGGGAGCGGCAAGACCUUGUUUGCAGCUCAACACUGUUGCAGGAAACUUGAAGGGAGGAGUCUGCUUGGCUGGAAGUUCGUCCUCCUCCUUGUCUCACAAUACUGUGAACAUUGGCAGCACGCAGAUGAAGCAACCGCUGGGAGUGUUGGUGCGGGACCGCGCCAUUGCAGCCUUGCACGACAACAAGAUCCACGAGAACGUGUCGUGCAACGUGGUGUUCAGAGAUGAUAGCUGCGGGAGUCUUGACAAAAAUGAGAUCUGGGGCUGUGCAUCAGGAGGCGUGAUGAUCCAAAGUCAGGCACAGGUAAGAAUGACGGGUAACCUUGUAAGAGACAACGGACUGUGCAACCUUGGGAUUAUGGAGCAUGCGUCCAUCUUCUGUGAGAAGAAUGUCAUGCAAGAUUCGCAAGACUUUGGGAUCCUUGUGCUGGGGCACUCCAAAGCGUUGAUGCGAUACAACAUGAUAUCAGGCAACAAGAAGGGAGGCGUGCACUGCUCGGGCAAGAGCGAAGCGUACAUCCUGCACAACAGAAUCUGUCUCAGCAGAGGGAGUGGAAUCCUUCUUUGCGAGAAAGUCAGGGUGCUGAUCGAGAGCAACCUGAUCCAUGGGAACCUCGAAGCUGGACUCCUGGUGAAGAGGAAGUGUCAUGUGGACAUCUUGUCAAACGUGGUGGAGACUUUGAGUGCCCCUGGAUCAUGUGCUAUUACGAUCUCGGACCUCUCCCAUGGGCGAGUUGUGGGCAACAUAUUUCAGGUUGGAAAGUGCAACAACGUCCUCCCUGACAGUAUCCAUGAAUCCUCAAACGCCUUUGUGAUGCCCAAAAACUCCAUCAAUCUCGUGGAGCAAGCUUCGUUUCUCUGCGAGGACAAGGAUGGUACAUACCUGCUGGUUCAGGGACCCAGCUCCACAUGUCUUGCUGUUCGUGACCGAGGAAUCCCGAAUUGUGUGGAACCCGACGCUUUCUUGAAGAACCUGAUGACAUGCGACAACGAACAAGGAGGCACAGCCGGUCUCUGCAAUCAUAUUCGCUUGUCGAAGAACAGGUCACCUUUCUUGUGCUCCAAAGUUAUCGGUCUUCUGAUCAACGUCUUCAGGGAUGAGAUAGAAAGUCAGAGAGCAAGUGCGCCCGUCCGCCCUGGCAUCCAUUCAGGAUCCAAGAGUUCGGAUCAGCCCUGGCAACCGCACGCCAGCAUGCUCCAUCCUGUAAUCUAG